CCUCGGAGCCCAGAGCAAGCCUGAAGGCCACCAGCACGUGUUAGGAGACCAGGGCCAGACUUCACACUGAGCAGCUGCAGGCAGAGACAUCAGAGAAAGCGCCACCCAGCCCUAGAUUCCGAGGGGCCUGCUGGGGACUCCUCCUCCUCCUCCUCCUCCUCCUCCUCCUCCUCCUCCUCCUCCUCCUCCUCCGAAGGAAAGAAGGAAGGACAAGCCCCAGAGGCUGCUGGCUCCCACCAGCCCCUUGGCGGCCAUGGGGCUGGCAGCCACCGCCCCCUGGCUGCCCACCCGCCCUGCCAGGCAGAUAGGGCGCGUCGCCCUCCCGCCGCGGCCCGCUGCUCCUCUGGGGCCAGCCCUUCCUGGACGUGGUGGCCCCCUUGGCUGAGCUGAGGCCAUGUAGCCGUCUGCCUGCACCUCUGGGGACGCAGCCACGGGGGACAGGCACCUCUGCUGUCAGAGGUGGGCACCCACCAUGCCACGGGGACUCGCCUGGCUGCACUAUCUUGGGAUCCUCUUUGGCAUGGCCUUGGGGAACGAGAGUUUGGAGGUGUGGCCCUUGGCUCAGAACAAGGAGUGUGACGUCACCGGCUACCUGCGGGUCAAGCUUCAGUACAGGAACCGACUGCAGUACAUGAAACACUACUUCCCCAUCAACUACAGGAUCAGCGUGCCUUAUGAGGGGGUGCUCAGAGUUGCCAACAUCACCAGGCUGCAGAGGGCCCGGGUGAGUGAGCGCGAGCUGCGCUAUCUGUGGGUCUUGGUGAGUCUCAACGCCACAGAGUCGGUGCAGAGCGUGCUGCUCGAGGGCCACCCGUCCUGGAAGUACCUGCAGGAGGUGCAGACGCUGCUGGUGAACGUGCAGGAGGGCCUCACGGAUGUGGAGAUCGGUCCGCAGGUGGAAGCGGUGUUGUCCCUUCUGAGUACUCCAGGCCUGAGUCUGAAACUCGUGCGGCCCAAAGCCUUGCUGGACAACUGCUUCCGGGUCAUGGAGCUUCUGUACUGCUCUUGCUGCAAACGAAGCUCCGUCCUGAGGUGGCAGGACUGUGAGGUGCCGAGCCCUCCGCGCCACGGCCCGGGGCCUUCCCUGCAGUGCGCAGCCGCCCAGGCGUACCCUCCGCCCCGCGAGCCCCUCGCCCCGGGCUUCGGUGCUGGGCCCUAGGUCAGGGCGCGGGGCCCCGAGCAGCCCGCAAAGGGCCAUUGGAUGAGUCCCAGGAGCUGGGCGGCCCGAGCCUUGGUGAGCUGGCGUUGGGGAGCCCCCAGGAAAGGGGUCACCGCUGGGCUCAGCUCCUCUCCUUCCUUGAGGCCGCCGGUUUUGCCCCUUGGGUGGGCGGGCAGGGAGGGGGAGGCAUGAGGCUUUUCCCCCGGGGCUGAGCGUGGGCUGCGGGCAGAGCCAAAUGCCACAUCUUGCCACACGAAUGCGUUCCUUUUUAUUUUUCUAUUAAAUGCCCACUUC
Molecule: messenger RNA, 1453 nt
Organism: Perognathus longimembris pacificus (Pacific pocket mouse)
Lineage: Eukaryota; Metazoa; Chordata; Mammalia; Rodentia; Heteromyidae
Gene: Il34
Product: interleukin 34
Exons: 7
Coding region: 473-1159 (228 amino acids)
Biological process (GO): positive regulation of protein phosphorylation; positive regulation of macrophage differentiation; positive regulation of cell population proliferation
Molecular function (GO): cytokine activity; macrophage colony-stimulating factor receptor binding
Source: RefSeq, a predicted model, not a curated record